Messenger RNA from Gastrolobium bilobum, 563 nucleotides. RefSeq lists its product as uncharacterized. The coding region runs from base 61 to 435 and encodes 124 amino acids. Gene Ontology annotation, biological process: photosynthesis. Gene Ontology annotation, cellular component: membrane; photosystem II. NCBI's taxonomy places the organism in Eukaryota, Viridiplantae, Streptophyta, Magnoliopsida, Fabales, Fabaceae. The record is from RefSeq and is a predicted model, not a curated record. The transcript has a single exon.
AUUUCUUUAUCCAACACCAGUAUCUAAGCACAGACGUUUCAAAGCAAAGCAAAACCAAAAAUGGCUUCUGCUUCUGUUCAAAUUGCUUUGCCACUCAGCUCUGCCACCCAGAGCAGGCUGAACAAGCCAUCCUCCGAAGCCUUCUUCAGGCCAUUACCCCUAAGACAACCAAAAAGGACCAUCUUUACAAAGCCACUGUCAAAAUCCAAGCUUGGAAUUUAUGCAUCUUUGAAGGAGAAGGCACUGACAGGACUAACAGCAGCUUCCGUGGCAGCCUCCAUGGUGAUACCGGAGGCGGCUCAGGCAGCUGGAUCUGAUUUGACCCCAUCUCUCAAGAACUUUUUGCUCAGCAUUUUUGCUGGUGGGGUUGUGCUAGCAGCCAUAAUUGGAGCCGUUGUUGGGGUUGCCAACUUUGAUCCGGUUAAGAGAGCUUAAAAAGUAUGCCUCAAAGCUUUUACAUUUUCUGUCCUUUUCAUUGUUUUCGCUUUCUGUUUCAUGUAAGUUUAUGCAACUGGUUCUGCUGUUUCUUUACUAAAUCCCAGCUGCAAAUUAUCUUUUAUUCA